This is a messenger RNA of Cygnus olor (mute swan), 8080 nucleotides long. RefSeq names its product Ras protein specific guanine nucleotide releasing factor 1 (gene RASGRF1). Gene Ontology annotation, biological process: Ras protein signal transduction; positive regulation of GTPase activity. Lineage: Eukaryota; Metazoa; Chordata; Aves; Anseriformes; Anatidae. The coding region runs from base 3542 to 7111 and encodes 1189 amino acids. The transcript has 27 exons. The record is from RefSeq and is a predicted model, not a curated record. Gene Ontology annotation, molecular function: guanyl-nucleotide exchange factor activity; protein binding. Gene Ontology annotation, cellular component: plasma membrane.
CUGGAUGGGGCCAAUUAGCAGAGAACUGUCUGCAAUAACGUGCUGAUGCUGCUGUGUCGGAGAGGGCAUUGCUUACCAGCCCCCAGCACUGGCACUCUGGUUGGACAUAGCAGAUAUCUGCUGACGCUUUGAAACUCUCUUCUCUGUCCUGCCAUUGCCCUGGCAAUAUUUUUAAGAACACAAAGGACAGAGCAUUCGAGCACUGCUGGGGAAUCGGAUAAAAAUCAAGGGCACACUUGAGAGGAGCUGUAGUUGAGGGUGCGUUUCGAAUCAGGUUGCUUUGUCCUGUCCCCAGAAGCCCCAGUACACAGUCAGCUCUACCAGGGCGCCUUGGAAGUAAAUGCGAAGUUACUAUUCCUAUCCUUCAAAGUUUUCUGCUGAGCUAAGAACAGAAAAGCCUUGCUUGCCUUUACACUACCAGCUGCUUUGCUGUGCCUCCCUGCUACCAAAGCACCGUGCCCUUGCACCCGCAGAUCAGCUCCCCGAGCCCGGCCCUGCAGGAGCAGCUCAGACCUCCCCGACCUGCGCACAAGCACUUUGAAAGCCAGCGUCCCUGCUGCACGCCUGGUGCAGCUAAAUCGCACUCGUACAGCUCAGGCACCCGUCCUCCAGAUUGUUUAGGUACAGAUCCAACUUGCUCAACAAAAGAUGGGACUUUCAGGCUUGCUUAUAAGAUUUGGGAGCCCGAGCCAACGGACUUGACUUUGAACACAGCUUGGGCUGAUUACUUUUGGAAAGCCCAGCCUGGGCAGAGUCCAACAACACGCCUGGAGUCCUCUCUAGCAAGUACAAGCUCUCUGUGCACAUGCUGCAGGGAGAAGAAGAGCUCUGGGGGCACGAAGUGAGUACCCACUCCCAGCACUGAAUGUGAACGUGUGCCUGGCAGUCAGCAGCUCAGAGCAGUGCUGUGUCCUGGGGACAUGUUUUGACGACACAAAUGUCAACACCUGCCCUGUUUCCUCAGCCACUUCUGCAGCCUGGGCUUGAUGCCUCUGAGCCUGUCUGUAUAGAAAAGUGCCCACAUUCCUUCCAGCUCCAAAUGAAGGAAGCGGAUCUGUCACUGGAAGCACAGCCUCCCACUGCUGGUCUCAGUGCUCUCAGGCUCAAGCUCGUUGAGCAGCGCCCUGGUUGUGACUUGCCAGCUGCCCCUCUGGUCCCAGGAGUAUUGCGUGGGGUAUAUGGGAGCAGCUGAUGAGCACCAGCUCCCCCAGCACCCAGCAGCAGGGGGGCAGCUGGGGAGGACGUAUUUUUUUCUUGUGCACAUUUUGCUCCAGCAUCCUCAGCCCAUGAGAGGUAUCUUGCACCCAAGGUGCCAGUGGGAAUCUGAAAUCCCACAGAAAAGGAGACAGGAGGGCUACAGGCAGGAAGCCUGACUGCCACAGGAGCUGCUGGGGCACAGGUGGAGCCGAGGUGUGCUCACAGCAUGCCAGCUCCAUCCCACCCCUGGUGAAGGUGCAUCUGCUCGCUGCGGUCCACGCUGGCACCUGGCGAGAGGACCCCGGUGCUGGUCCUGGGGGCUCCUCCCAGGGCAUCUCACCCCCCUGCCAGGUAAGGCAGCUGCCAGAGCCAGCCCUGCAGUGAGCGUGUUCACACCGAGACGUUACUGAGCAAGCGGGCAGCGAGCCCCCUGCACCCCAUCCUGCCUACCCUGCUACAGCUGGGUGCAUAGAUUAACAAGUUAUUUCCUACAUUCAAGCUUGAAAGAAGGAGGAGACUGUGAGGGAACUGAAUUGAUUAGGAGGAUGCUGGUAUAUAAGAGCAUCUGCCAUCAGCUGAGUCAAUGUGAGCCCAGCUAAUGCAAAAGGUGGAAGCAGGGGCUAAAACCAACAGGAGCCACCUUUUACACAGCUGAUUAUUUUGGCAUGGAAAUAAGAGAACGUGUGUUUCACUGGAGUCGGCACCCAGCAACAGGCAUCGCACCUGCCCGCAUAGCCACAGCAGGACGUGAAGAACAAGCAAGCCCCCGUGCUGCAGUGCUGCUGCCUCCCUGCGCAGGCAGCUCGUGCAGAGCCCUGUGCUGCGCUGCACCGGCGGCUCCGUGCUCGGCCGGCAGCUGGCACCCCCCGGCCCAGCAGCACCUCUGGUGUCACCCCACGCGCUUCACCUGCUCUGUCGCAUUCUCUCCGAGAGCCCGUUACAGCGUGCUCGGAGCUGCUGGGAGCACGGCGUCCCUGCUGCUGGCUUUCCCAUUCCUGAGAGCGCGGGGACUACAGCAGGACGGGUGCCCCGUUCCUGUGCUGGCUGCACGGGGCCAUGGCUGCUUGGGGCAUGGCGAGCGGGCCCGUGGUGCUGCUGCAGUGACUGCUGCUGCUGCACACAGUUACACUCGGGCUCAAGCCUGGGCUUUGUGAAGGAUGCCCAUAGGAACUGCUUUGAUGUUUAUUAAACACUUAAAUGGAGAGAGAAGAAGCUGUUGCAAUUAAAAUACUUGGAAAUGAUGAGAAAUCUUAACUCUGGAAAAACUGCUUGUCUCUCCAUGGCCAUCAGCAGCAGGUCUGACCCUUUGUAUGCAGCACAGCUCAUGGGAGAAGUGAUGAAUACUUCACCUCUGCUUUCCCAGAGCACAAGGGUCACACUGCAAACGCUUUAGAAUUGAUCGAAGCAAACGUCACACUCAAAAAAUAAACCUCCUUUCAUUUUAGGAAAUCACAGUUUCCAUAUCUGCGCCAGCCUUGGAAACUAUCAGCUGUUUUUUCCAUUACCCUCCAUAUCACCUAAGGGGAGUCCGGGUUAAAUUAACGUGUGGCUGGAGACACAGGGCAGCUGCCAUUCCUGCUGUGGGCUCCACCACAGCCAAAUGCUGCUCGUGCUUGGUGCUGGGAGCUCUGCUCUCCCCCAGCAGCCUGCUUGGGCUGGUGGGGCGUUGGGCAGGGGGCAGCGGGCAGGGGACACGCCACAUCCCCAGACCCGUCCCUGGGGCCAGCCGCUCCAAGUGCGUGGGACAUCUUUUCCUCUCCUGCUCCACUCUGCCUCUCGGCUCCCCUGGCGUGGGGCUUGGCUGCACGGGGACAGAGCCAAGCCCGCAGCACGUUCCCUGCUGAGCAGCGCCCGUCCCUCCGGGCCUGGGAGUGCUGACACGGAGACCUCGCUCGGCACACUGCCCCGCUGCCCGUGUGUUCAGUGGGGUAUGCGCGCCCUUUCCAUCCUUAUGCCGUGUGGGCACUGUGGGCAGUGCUGCCUUCCCAGUUAUUUGAUCUAAGAUUUUGCAGAUUCCAGGAAGAACGUGACCGCACCAUUUUGUAAGCAGCAGGUCCUGCCUGCCUGUCCCUGGCACAAAAGCAGCCCCACUGCCCGGGGCUGGGUCUCUGUGACAAGGAGCUGUGCAAGACCCCGACCCCGCAGCCAGGGCCCUCGCUGCCCUGCUCGGACCCGUGACGAUCUGCAGGGAGGCAGAAGGGAUGGGGGCUGCCUCAGUUCCUUCUCCGGGGCUCACCCGGAUCAGUGCUCGGUUGGCAGGAUGGGCCGGCCAUGGGGGAACGCCUUUAGCUGCACGCUUUGACCCAUUUUUAUCUCAAGCAGAGAGGCUGGGUGGUGAAGCGGGAUGCGGGAGCUGCGUGACCAGGCUGGAGGAGAAGGAGGAGAGAGCCCUGGCCCCCGAGGAGAGAUAGAUGUGCAGCAUUACUUUACCGUGAACUUCACCCACGAGAACCAGAAGACCCUGGAGCUGCGGACCGAGGACGCCAAGGACUGCGACGAGUGGGUGGCGGCGAUCGCUCACGCCAGCUACAGGAACCUGGCCACGGAGCACGAGGCUUUGAUGCAGAAGUACCUCCAUUUACUUCAGAUCGUGGAAACUGAGAAAACUGUUGCCAAGCAACUUCGACAACAGAUUGAAGAUGGGGAAAUCGAGAUCGAGCGCCUGAAGGCAGAGAUCGCCUCCCUGCUCAAGGACCACGAGCGCAUCCAGUCCGUGCAGAGCAGCGCCCCGAGUGACGACGACAGCGACAUCAAGAAAAUCAAAAAGGUGCAGAGCUUCCUGCGGGGCUGGCUGUGCCGCAGGAAGUGGAAGACCAUCAUCCAGGACUACAUCAGGUCCCCCCACGCCGACAGCAUGCGCAAGAGGAACCAGGUGGUGUUCAGCAUGCUGGAGGCCGAGGCCGAGUACGUGCAGCAGCUGCACAUCCUCGUCAACAACUUCCUCCGGCCCCUGCGGAUGGCAGCCAGCUCCAAGAAGCCCCCCAUCACGCACGACGAUGUCAGCAGCAUCUUCCUCAACAGCGAAACGAUCAUGUUUUUGCACCAAAUCUUUUACCAAGGCCUGAAAGCAAGAAUAUCCAGCUGGCCAACACUUGUGCUGGCCGACCUCUUCGACAUCCUGCUGCCCAUGCUGAACAUCUACCAGGAGUUCGUCAGGAACCACCAGUACAGCCUGCAGAUCCUGGCGCACUGCAAGCAGAACCGCGACUUCGACAAGCUGCUGAAGCACUACGAGGCCAAGCCGGACUGCGAGGAGAGGACCCUGGAGACCUUCCUGACCUACCCCAUGUUCCAGAUCCCCCGGUACAUCCUGACGCUGCACGAGCUGCUGGCUCACACCCCGCACGAGCACGUGGAGAGGAACAGCCUGGAUUAUGCCAAGUCCAAGCUGGAAGAGCUGUCCAGGAUAAUGCACGACGAAGUGAGCGAGACCGAAAAUAUUCGGAAAAAUCUGGCGAUAGAGAGGAUGAUUAUUGAAGGCUGUGAGAUUCUGCUGGAUACCAGCCAGACUUUUGUCAGGCAAGGGUCCCUCAUCCAAGUGCCGAUGUCGGAGAAGGGGAAGAUCACGCGGGGGCGCCUGGGGUCCCUCUCGCUGAGGAAGGAGGGCGAGCGGCAGUGCUUCCUCUUCUCCAAGCACUUGAUCAUCUGCACCCGGGGCUCGGGCGGAAAGCUGCACCUCACCAAGAACGGCGUCAUCUCCCUCAUUGACUGCACCCUGAUAGAGGAGCAGGAGAGCACCGACGAGGACGCGAAAGCGUCGGGGCAAGACAUUGACCACCUCGACUUCAAAAUUGUGGUGGAGCCAAAAGAUGCCUCAUCUUUCACAGUCAUCCUCGUGGCAUCGUCCAGGCAGGAGAAGGCUGCCUGGACCAGUGACAUCAGCCAGUGCGUGGACAACAUCCGCUGCAACGGCCUCAUGAUGAACGCCUUCGAGGAGAACUCCAAGGUCACCGUUCCCCAGAUGAUCAAGUCUGAUGCCAGCUUGUAUUGUGAUGAUGUUGACAUUAGGUUCAGUAAAACGAUGAAUUCCUGCAAGGUCCUCCAGAUCCGCUAUGCAAGCGUGGAACGGCUCCUGGAGAGGCUGACGGACCUGCGGUUCCUGAGCAUUGACUUUCUGAACACAUUCCUGCAUUCGUACCGCGUCUUCACCACCGCCCUGGUCGUCCUCGACAAGCUCAUCACGAUCUACAAGAAGCCGAUCAGCGCCAUCCCUGCCCGGUCCCUGGAGCUCCUGUUUGCCAACAGCCAGAACAACAAGCUGCUCUACGGCGAGCCCCCCAAGUCCCCCAGGGCCAACCGCAAGUUCUCCUCGCCGCCCCCCCUCUCCAUCACCAAGUCCUCGUCCCCCAGCCGGCGCAGGAAGCUCUCCCUGAACAUCCCCAUCAUCACGGGGGGGAAGGCGCUGGACCUGGCUGCGCUCAGCUGCUCCUCCAACGGCUAUGCAAGCAUGUACUCGUCCAUGGCUCCGUUCAGCAAGACCACUCUGGAUAUAAACAAACUGUACGUGUCCAGUAACUAUCCCAACAAAAUCCCUGACGAAGGAGAAGCAGCCUCAGAAAAACAAGAGGAAUCGCUGCCGAGCAAGCAGAGUUCAGACGUGUCUGUCAGGGAGGAGUCUGACACUGACCCCAACCAGAGCGACGAGGCGGAGACUGAAACUUCCCCAACAAAGUCUCCGACUACUCCCAAGUCCAUCAAGUGCAAAAACUCAUCAGACUUCUCCUUGUUUUCCUACAACAACGGCGUGGUGAUGACGUCCUGUCGGGAGCUCGACAGCAACCGCAGCGCCCUGUCUGCCGCCUCUGCCUUCGCCAUAGCCACGGCGGGCGCCAACGAGGGGACGCCCACCAAGGAGAAGUACCGGAGGAUGUCCCUUGCCAGCGCAGGCUUCCCAACCGACCAGCGGAACGGGGACAAGGAGUUUGUGAUCCGGAGAGCGGCCACCAACAGGGUCCUCAACGUGCUGCGGCACUGGGUCUCCAAACACUCACAGGACUUUGAAACCAACGAGGAGCUGAAGUUCAGAGUGAUUAGCUUUCUGGAGGAAGUUAUUCACGAUCCUGAGCUCCUGACCCAGGAGAGGAAAGCGGCAGCCAAUAUUAUAAGGACUCUGACGCAGGAGGAUCCCGGAGACAACCAGAUAACCCUGGAGGAGGUGGUGCAGAUGGCUGAGGGAGUCAAAGCAGAGCCUUUUGAAAAUCACUCGGCUCUGGAAAUAGCAGAGCAGCUGACGCUGCUCGAUCACCUCGUCUUCAAGAAGAUCCCGUACGAGGAGUUCUUUGGGCAAGGCUGGAUGAAGCUUGAGAAGAACGAAAGGACUCCUUACAUCAUGAAAAACACAAAACACUUUAACGACGUCAGUAACUUGAUAGCGUCUGAGAUCCUGCGCAACGAGGAGAUCAACGCGCGAGUGAGCUCCAUCGAGAAGUGGGUGGCCGUGGCGGACAUCUGCCGGUGCCUGCACAACUACAACGCCGUGCUGGAGAUCACCUCCUCCCUCAACCGCAGUGCCAUCUUCCGCCUGAAGAAAACCUGGCUCAAGGUUUCCAAGCAGACGAAGGCUCUGAUCGACAAGCUGCAAAAGCUGGUGUCGUCGGAGGGCAGGUUCAAGAACCUGAGGGAGGCGCUGAAGAACUGUGACCCUCCUUGUGUCCCCUACCUGGGGAUGUACCUGACCGACCUGGCCUUCAUAGAGGAGGGGACCCCGAAUUACACCGAGGACGGGCUGGUGAACUUCUCCAAAAUGAGGAUGAUUUCCCACAUCAUAAGAGAGAUCCGCCAGUUCCAGCAAACCUCCUACAAGAUCGAGCACCAGCCUAAGGUGACGCAGUACUUGCUGGACCAGUCGUUCGUGAUGGAUGAGGAAACCCUUUACGAAGCGUCUCUGCGAAUAGAGCCCAAACUGCCUUCCUGAAGCCCGAGAGCGGCCGGCGGCUGCUCGUGUACACACGCUAUACCAUACUGUACAUAGCUCUUUGUUUAUGUCGGACGCCCUGGAGUGACUCCCACGUAUGUGCUUCUCCGAGCAAACCCAGCCCCUCGGUAUUAGGCCACAGUAGCCCUCGCGUAGGAUUUCCCGCGUUGUUUGAGGUUUCACGCGUUGACACUUUGCUGGAGUCCCGGUUUCUUUUCGAUGAUGUUAUUUUUGUCAUUUGUUCUUCUCGAGGGGGUUGGGGGCAGCGGGGCGGCGGGACGUACACGAGCCGUGCGGGCACUCGCCUCCCUCGCCCAGCCUGGCACGGGGAGCGGCUGCGUGGCGCCGGGCUGCAGGGCAGGGGGACGCGGCUGGCGCCCGCGGGCGCUGUCUGCGGCCCUGUCUCUGUAAGGCAGUGGAACAGCAUCAAUUAAAGUUAUCCCACCGUACGAAGCUGCCCUCUCUUUGUGUGCCACCACCCCCUGCCAGGGGGCUCCUGCGCGGACCUCCCGCUGCGAGCGGGGAGAGGAAACGGACCUCGUGCCCUUAGCUGCAUUCUGCUCCUGCAAGCUCCUGUUGAUAUGCUACAGCUCCGUAUUCCUUGUGACAACUGAGUAACAUGAUGUAGAAUUAGACAAAAUGACCGAGUGUUUUUAUUACAUAUACUGUAAUCCUGUCUAACCACCUUCUAGCAGGAAUAUAGUAAUGUAGUGCUUAUUCUGUGAAUAUUACCAUGUAUUUUUUACAUUGUACAGUAUAUAAACACAGUUUAACUUUAAAGUGGCAGGCAUGCUCCACUAUAACAGACAGAAAACUUUUGCUGUAAGCAAUACCUCGUGGUAUGAGAAUUCUAUUUCAAGCCCUAAAAUAUUUCAACUUACAGCUUGUUUGGAAAAAUAUUUCCAUUUUUGUAAAAAUAUAUGUUUCCUGAUUACCUCUUGCUAAUAAAUCUAUUCUAUCUCAGGGUGA